This is a messenger RNA of Mercenaria mercenaria, 7241 nucleotides long. RefSeq names its product tetraspanin-18-like. The coding region runs from base 173 to 994 and encodes 273 amino acids. The record is from RefSeq and is a predicted model, not a curated record. Lineage: Eukaryota; Metazoa; Mollusca; Bivalvia; Venerida; Veneridae. Gene Ontology annotation, cellular component: membrane. The transcript has 8 exons.
AGCUAAAGUUUUUGGGUUUAUCUCCCCUAGAGAAUGUUUUCAUAGGUGGCGCUAUCGUGCUAAGAAAUUACAAACACACCCAUUUUUCAGGUUACUGCUAUCGGAAUAAUUCUUUUACGUGACUUUGAUAUCUAGUUCUUUGAAAGAUUAAGAUCUGUGAGAGAAUACAACAAUGGGGUUCUGUGGAGGUUGUGCCAAGGCAUUGCUGAUUAUUUUCAACUUCAUAUUCUGGCUGUCUGGGGCAGCCAUCUUAGGUGUGGGAGUAUGGAUGAUCGUGGACAAGAACAUUGGCAGCUAUUUCGAGGUUCUUAAUUUGGACACACAUGAUCAGUUCUUCAAAUAUGCAGCAUACAUUCUAAUAGCAUUUGGAGUAUUUGUCUUUCUGGUUGGUUUCUGUGGAUGCUGUGGAGCAAUCAGGGGAAGUAAAUGCCUACUGGGAUUGUACAUUUUCUUCUUGGUACUCAUAUUUGCUGGAGAACUUUGUGCAGGAAUCCUGAUGAUUGUCUACAAAGUUGAGAUUGAAGACAAGUUAGAUGAAACAUUGACAAAAUCUAUUAAAGAGAAGUACAGUGAAUCAACAACUAUCACCAGCUCAUGGAAUGUUGUUCAAGUUCAGGUACUGUAUAUAUGCCACAUUCAAACUGUUCAUUCUUUUACAUCCUUAAGGGGUGGAGGGGGUUGGGGAGAGGGAUGCGACGGAGGAGCCAUUUUUGUUGUUUUUCAGGAUAUCCCUCCCUCUUGUUGUGUCCUUAGCAACAAGGCAGAAGCAGAGGAGAAUGCAGAAUCAGCUCAGCCCAAAAAUGCAACCAAAUGCUUUGAUAAAGAAGAUGGAUAUUAUAAUAAGAAGGGCUGUAAGGAAGGUCUCCUGGACUGGGCAAAGGAACACACAGCUAUUUUGAUUGGUGUUGGAUUUGGCGUAGCAUGUUUACAGAUCUUUGGUGUUGUGUUUGCUAUCUGCCUGUGCCGACAAGUGGAUCGAGAGGAGAAAUAUUAGCUGUCCCUGUGAAUUGUUAAAAGUGACAAAGAUGAGAGAAUGUUUUUUAAAGGAAAUUGGUUAUUUUGAAAUUGAAAAUCUUCAAGUAACAAUUUGUAUAGAUGUGAGGAAAAUUGUACAUGUCAUGUUAAUGUUUAUCAUCUCUAAAAAUAACUUGGUGAAAUUGUCCUCAAUAUUGAUUAAAUGCCAGUCUAGAAUUUUUUCUAUCAUAUUUUAUUGAAUACACCCAAAAUUGGAAGUUCAAAGGUACUAAAUUUGUUAUACUUAUCAGGUCUCUGUUUUGUUUUGUUUUGUAAUUCAAUCUGUAAGGAUUAUGAGGAAUUUCAGUGAGACAAGUCGUAUCUGUGUUUCAAGGUUGCUUGAUUAACCCUUAUUAUGUGGGACACGAUUGAUUCUGCCUUUGCGACCAGUGCAGAUCAUGAUCAGCCUGCACAUCCAUGCAGUCUGAUCGAAAUCUGCACUGUUUGCCAUUCAGGCAUUAUCUUUUUGGUAUGCACCCGUUUCAACUGUUGAUCGUACUGUCCAAAUUGAGAUAGACAAGUUCAUUAUAGAAACUUAGCAGGGUAAGGGUUAGAAAAAAAAAAGGUUAACUGAUACCAUUCAUCAAGGGGAGAGCAUUUUCGAUUGUUUAAGCAUUUGUCAUGAACUUCCUUGUCUUGUUAGUCUUUUUACCUCAUUAUUUACAUUCUCGAAAUAUAUUUAACCUUUAUGUAAUAUUUAUAUAUAUAUGUAAAUAUAGAGGUAUAUGUACUUAGCAUAUUUUAUACAUGUUUUGCUGUUAUAGCUAGAGUCAUACUACUGCAUGCAUUUAAACAGAAUUUGAAGUAUGAAAAAUUGCUCUUUCCUUAACUGAUACCACAGGCCUUGAUUAAUGAAACCUUUUGUAAAGGUGUGCCUGAUUUCAGCAAGGAAAAAGCUAUUCUUACAUUGACAAUUAUAUUAACGAAAAUGAUCAAAAAUUUGUUCAUUGUUUGGCCAGAUGAAAAAAAAAUGUAGGUUAAAAAUUGUGAAAAUUGGUGGUAAUUGGUAAACCUGGUAUUGAAAAAUUAUCAGUUUCCCAUCUCAGUAUGGACUUGGGGCCUCGGUCACUGACAACGAAGCACUUGCCCGUUGCAACUGUUUGUUCUGAACCCAAGCACAGGAUGUAGUCUUUUCAUGUAUGUAAACUGGCUUUUGAAAGGCUCGUGAUUCUACCCAUGUGCCUGCCUGUGCCGGAAAAUAAUUCCCAAAGAGACACUUGGGGUCACCCUCUGCUGACAUAAGCUGUAAAGGUUCCAUAAGAUCAUGAAAGUGUGGUCCUGAUUUGCAAUUUAAAACUAUUGUAACAAUAUGGUACUAAAGAGGCAGAAUGAAGAGUCCCGGGAUGAGGUGAUGGGUUGCUGUUAAAGAUUAUUUGGAGAUUUAAUACUCAAGUUUGUGUAUAUCUAGUCUUGAUAAAAUAGCAUUGGCUUUACAAUUUUUGAGUAUUUAUCAGUAGAAAAAAUAUUAUGUAGAUUUAGUGCUUUUUCUUCAUUCAGUUAAUUACCAAGAUGGAAGUUUUAAAUACAAGAGCCAGUCAUAUGUACUACAUGGUAGAUUAGUUAGUACAAGUGUAUUUGAAUCAACACUUAUUCUCCAUUCAUUGUUGUUAAUGCGAGUUGUGUAAGCUUGUUUAUUUAUCUAGUUUGUCUAGAAUGUAGCAGAAUUGUUUGUUUUCUUUUGUAUUGUUACAUCAUUAAAUUUUACUGGUCUGUAAACAUUUUUGAAAGAAAAAAUCGGUUUUAUGUUUUGGAAUUAUGGUCUACUGUCAUAAUUAUAGAAAUCACUUGAACUUUGCUAGACCUUUAGGCUUUUGAAAGUUUUAAUUUAGAUCUCCAUGUAUAUAACACAUAUAAAAGAGUAAUAGUUCAAAGGCCGCGACAUUUAAUUUCCAGUAUAUUUCCAAACCAAAGAAGUAGUUUUUCCUUGCAUUGUAUACUCUUUAGAAUUAAUCAUAAUGGAUGACUGCACAUUUCUGCAAAAUUCUGUAGGGAAGUGUCAAAUUAAAAGAAAAAUACUUAAUUUUUCAAAGUCUUUAAUGGACUUACUGUUAUUUUUUGCCAUGAUCUCCAUAUUUCUGACUGUGACAUAUUUAUAUUUGUUAUUUCCUGCUUUUUGAUGUAUUUAUUUGAUUGUGAAGAGUCUCUUAGCUUAUAAAGGAAAACAUGAAGUGGUUAAAACUUUGCUUUUUCAUCUCUUAUAUGAUAAGUGUUUUGUUAUAAUUUCUGACUGGUAUCAUUCAGACUGGGUGUAUGAUAAGUCUUUAGGUAAAGUUGCAUUUAAAGCUACUCACCCACAGUUUGGGUGAAAUUUUUCAACAUGUUCAUUUCCACCAAGUUUUGUAUAGAAUAUAUAAUUAUAUGACACUGAAAACUGGUAAAGUGGGUGUAAAUCAAAAUUAGAUAUUGGUAAAAAAUGCAAGAAGAACAUAAAAUUUCUGCAAUAUUUCAAAAGCAUUGCAACAGUUUACUACUGUUUGCACAAUAUUUUUGAUUAUUUUAAGAAUAUCUUGAUCUUAUGUCAGUAAAUUUGUACAGCUAGUCACUUUCAGAGCACUCACUUUUAUGGAUUUUUGAGAGGAAUUAUUUUUUGCCUACUAUGUAUGAGUCAGUCCCAUUAACUUGCAAGAACAUGUUACAAUGUAGAAUUUAGGAUUAUAAUUACUCAAUUUAUAUGUAUGAAAGUUUACACAAGUUAAUAUUUAUGUCUGUGGCUAAAAUGUGUUUAUUUAUACACUUAAGAAUUUUAUAUACAGUUGAACUUUGUUAGCUCCAACUCGACAGGACAAGCAAAAUUUGUUUGAGUUAUCGGUAGUUUCAGCCAUCAUAAAAUGUACGUUAUAAAGAUACUUUGCCGGAAUCUGAUGAUGUUUUCGAGCAAAGGAUGGUGUACAAAUUUUCUGUGUUUAAAGCGAACAAAGUUUGUUAUUGUUUUCGUUUUUUUAUGCUUUCAUUUUUUUAAAGAUCUUCUUCAAGGAAAAGUGUUCAUUUAUCUGUUGUAUAUUUUGUUGUCUGUCUGUCUGUCUGCCUCAAUUGACAAUUUAUUACUUGAGUGUUCGAAUUUUGCAAACUACCACUACAUCUUAAAAAUUUUAAGUGAUGGCAUUUCAGAGAAAAUUGAAUGUUUGUAUCAAAGAUAUUUCAUUUUGUACCAUGUAUUGAAAUUAAUUUUGCAGUUGUCAUCUGCUUUGAACUAGUGGUUAUUCCAGAAAGCUCAUAUCUGUUACAUUUUGCUAUAGAGAACAAGUGACAAAUCACAUUUUAACAGAAGUACACCUGGAAAAAAAACUGCUAUUGGGGUGUGUUAUUUUAUAUAUGUGUACAGUGGCAGUACAUGUAUGUAUUACAUCCAUGGCACAACUGCAAUGUAAAAUGACAAUUCUGUAAACUUCAUUUAUAGCACAGCUAUGAUCCAUGCACAAAAGCAACUGGGAUAUUCCUUAGUCAGAAAGUUGUAAAGCCAGGUUUGAAGACCAGUCCAACAAUUAAAGCGCUUGAUUGGUUAAUUUUGAGCCAAGGUUUGAAAUAGACCAAUGGCAAGGCUGCGUUCCUAGAAUGGUAUCCAAAUUUGUAACCUUGCAACCUGGUGUAUUAAGCUUAUGGACCUGUAAUGACAUUCAGAAACUUCCAUGCAGAUACUUAUUUUGUGUAUGUCAUUUAAACAUACUUCCGCCAUAACAAAAAUUUCUUUUUUUAAAGAACACCCGUAGAAUGCCAGAUUUAUACGAUUGAAUACAUAAGGUGAAUACGUAAUCAAAUGGAAUAUGCAAGUUAUCAUUAUUGUUCCACUACUUGAAGCACAAGAAGAGUGCCAUAUAUAAACCUCAUGUGACAUUCAUAUCUGUGGCUUGAGAUGUGACAUUCUAGUCUAUGGAACAACUAGCUUGGAAUGCAACAUUCAUGUCAAUGUAACAACCAGCUUUGGAUGUGACAUUCAUAUCCCUGUUAGAACUAGGUUGGGAUGUAACAUUCAUGUCAGUGUAACAAUCAGUUUGGGAUAUGACAUUCAUGUUCAUGCUGAAAUGAAAUGACUUAUUGAACAUGUUUAGGGCUCUUUAUAGUAGGGCAGAAAUGACAGAAAUUCUUCGUAAUUUUUUGAUCGCCCAACUUGGGUCCUUUGUUUAAUUUAGUUUUUGGUGAAUAUUUUUAAAUCUUUUGUGUGUUUAUCAGAAUGUUAAUUUUCUAAGCCAUGAUAAACAAUUUGGAGACAGAAUUUGUGUUCAUUUACCUACAUCUUAUAUCUAUGUAGACAUGAUUUUGGUUUAGAGAACUUACAAGCUGUUGAAACAGGUUAUAAAACUUGAGUUUGAAGACCAGUCUGAAAACCCUGGCAUAUGAUUGGUCUUUUCUGAGUACACAUUUGAAAUUGACCAAUGGUAAAAAUGCAUUCAUAGACUGGUCUCCAGACUUUGGUUUUAUAAUUUUUGAUCCAGAUGCUUUGAGAACAGUCAGUAAGUUUCAAAGACGCUCGCUUUAUAAAUACAUUGUAACUGUAAAUAUUUCCUCUUUAUAUUUUUUUGUUAUUCUUUCUGUUUUUGCAAGUUGCAGUGUAUUAAUUUACAUAAUUCUGUGAUCAAAACUGAAUUACAAAAACUUAGAAGAAUACAAAUGCAAGAUAUCUUCAUUUGUUCCUACAACUUACAAUUUAUUUUAUUUCCAAUUAUUUUAACCAUACAUAUGUUCUUUUUUCUUUUUUUAUUGCAGAGGAAUGCAGUUAGCAGUUGAUAUAUUUCUCCAUCAUUUAUUUCUCAAUCUACUGUAAAAUAAUACAUUUUUGGCUAAAAUAGGCCAUCCAAAAAAAAAAAAAACUGGGAUUUUCAUGACUUUCAAGGAAAACAAUUUCAGCUUUUGGGAAUAUUAAACCUAACAUUAAACUAUUUUUAUAUUUCAGAGUUUGAAAAAUAAUGGUCUUGUGACAGUAUCUGCUAAUGCAGUAUUUUCUUUGUAGCUAGAUGCAGGUGUUAGUUUAGAAUGGUUUAGGGCUGGUAGUGUUUUAAGUGGUGAAAAUGUGCCUUUUAUGUUAGUAACGAUGCAGUUUUUUAGUUUUGUUAUUUUACUCAUCUUGUUUGCGCACUAUUGUACAGAUUGGAGCAUAUUAGUUUGUAACAGUAAAAUCUGACUAAUACAAUUUGAGCCGUGCCAUGGGAAAACCAACAUAGUGGGUGUGCGACCAGCAUGGAUCCAGACCAGCCUGCGCAUCCGCGCAGUCUGGUUAGGAUCCAUGCUGUUCGCUAACAGUUUCUCCAAUUCCAAUAGGCUUUAAAAGCGAACAGCAUGGAGCCUGACCAGACUGCGCAGAUGCGCAGGCUGGUCUGGAUCCAUGCUGGUCGCACACCCACUAUGUUGGUUUUCCCAUGGCACGGCUCAUUUCUGCAGUUGAAGCAGACAUGUUCUCGAUGAAAACAGAAAAACUAGGACAUCAGUUAAAUGUAAUUGUUAAAAUUAAGCAUAUUCUGUACAAAACUUUUACAAUUUUUUUUAAGGACAGUAAAUUUUGAAAUAGGUGUAAUUCAGUUGUUUUUUUUUUUUCCUCUUAAAUCAAGAACAUUGCACAGCUUUCAUUUCUUUACCUGCAGUUUUGUGUAAACUUUAUAUAUCUGAUUUUACCAAAAUACAAGGUUUUUAAGCAUUUAUAGCAUUGAAGUAAAGCUUUUGUAACCAAAAAAUGUUGUUCAGACGAAAAAACAAAAAUGGCAUAUAUAUUUUUUGAUACAUUCUUGUUACCAGGUGUUAUGUUAUUUAUUAAAGCUACUCAUUCAUGACUGGGUUGAAUUUAUUUUUGUUUAAAAAUCUGUUUCUGCAGAAAUUGGUAUAAAAUGUUUAAAAUUUUCUUAUAUCGAGAAAUAAGCAUUUAGGUAAUCAUGGCUGUAGCAUUUCAAAUGAUCAACUCCCUUUGACAAAUGGUCUUGAUACUGUGAUAUCUUGCAAAAAAUCAUGUUAGUUUGUAACAUACGCAAUGUUCAUACCAUUCUUUGAGCACUUUAAUAAUUUACCGAAAUGUUGUGAACGAGUACCUUUAAAAAAAAGAAGAAAAGAAUGCCUUAAGUUAUAAAAGUUAAAGAAUCUCAGUUUGUGUAGGUUACACAUUACGUUUCUGGUAUACCUGGCCUACUAGUUUUUAUCUAUUUGUUAGAAUUUUGUAUGUUGUCUGUUAUAAGGAUAGUUUAUAGAGGUUAUUAGUGAUUGUAUUGUAUCUUUUAAGCUGUAGAAAUAAAAUUUUCUCAAGUACA